AUGAAUGUACAGCAGUUCUUGCAAGGAACUAUUCCUGGAGAUUACCACAGUCUUUCAGACCAUCAACACCUUUGUCAAAUACACCAGAAUUUGCUAACGACUCAGCAAAAUGUUUUACAACCGGCUGGUAAAGGUGAUCAGUUAGCUAGUGGAUUAGUAGAAUCAAGUGUAAUGGAACAAUUUAACUCUUUAACGAAUCUUCACAAUGAGACGCUUUCCAGAAUCUUAGACAGACACGCCGAAGUUCAGAAUCGUUUGGAUGCUUGGGAAAAGUACAACGGCGAUCAGAAUAAGCUUCUGAAUUGGCUUAAAGGUAUCGAAAAAGAAAGGGAACGCAUGCAACUCCGAUACAUGCACAUUAGACGAAUUCCUAAACUACUUUCUAGAAUCCAGAACCUCUUGGACAAAGUUCCACAAGGCGAAGACCAGGCUGAUGAUUUGCAACGACAACAAAAUCAGUUGUUGCAAUUCUGCGAUGAUGCUUUAGCUACUUCUAUUAGAAUGGAACACGUUGCUAUAAAACAACGUCUUUCCAAUCUGCAAGCUGGCUUAGAUACUUGGAAACAAUUCUUAGAUAGAAUAACUAUUUUAGUUAAAACAUACGAGGACACUGUCUUUAGAAUACAGAAAGAGUUUGAUGAAAUACAAGAGAUUAUUAAUGAAACCGUAUUGCACCAGCAAACAUCCCAUUCUGUACUUAGUAAUAAACUGGAUAUUCUUCGUAAUACUAAAGAUCGUCUAACUGCUACUAGUAAUACGUUACAACAACUCAGCCAAAUGCAAGAACAGCUUAAAGAAUGUCUCAGUCCUUCAGAUAUGAAAACUAUUAACCAGAAAAUGUGGUUGUUGCGUCACCAACACGACGAUCUGGAGCACCAACUAGCUAAUCUUUGCCUUCAAUUAGAAGAAAAACUAGGUAUUAGGUCCAUGUUCGAAGCCAGACAUACCAAGUUCAUAACAUGGGUUAACGACGUAGAAAAAAGACUGAACCAAGAUUAUGAUAUGAACCAAACAUUACUAGAACCCAAAGAAUUGUUGAGGAAACUAGAAACUGAACUUCAAGCUGAGAUGGCGCUCAAAGAAAGAGAAUACAACUGGUUGGUGAAAACUGGUAAAGAUAUAUACGAAUCAUGCGGUGAAGAAUAUGCCGAUGUAACAGCAAAACAAAUAAUUCAGACGCGCACAGAGGAAGUCGUAGAUGAAUGGGAUAGGUUAGACCAAAUCGGCAAAAGUAGGUUCAACAAAAUAAACGACUUAAUGCAAACUAUUUUCCAACUGGAAGAAAGAAUUGCCGAAAUUAGAGCCUGGUUAACUCAAAUUGAGAUCCAGUUAGCAAAACCGCUGGUAUUCGAAGGCUGUACCCAAGAAGUUAUAGACCGAAAGCUGCAAGAGCAUGACAAACUGAAAAAGUCCAUAGAAAACAAAAGCGGUAACAUUAGCGAAGUACUUAACCUGUGUGAUUUAGUAUUAAACGAUCCCGAUAUAAACAAGGCUAAUUUCUCCACAGAAAAUAUCAGUAAUGCUGUAGUUAACAUCGAAAAACGUUGGAAGAUUGUUUGUGGUCAGUCAGCCGAACGAAAACGUAAAAUAAAUCUCAUAUGGAAACUACUCCAAGAAGUUACUAAGCUCAGUGAAAGAGACGAACGUUGGGUCUCCGAGAAAGAAAAAGCUUUAAAUAAUUUAGAUAAGCCUACAAGUUCCUUAGGCAAAGACGAAAUCCAGAAACUCAUCUACGAAGUUGAGACAGAAAUUAAAGAUAUUGAAUCUCACGAACCUGCAUUCCAGAUCCUAAGCCAAACAUACUCUAAACUUAACACAGCGCCAGGUAUAGAGCCGAAAAAUAUUCAAGAACUAACAUCCAGAACCAGAGUGAUCAUCGUAAGGUGGGAAAACUUACUGCCCAAGGCGAGAGCUAUCCUGAACCAACUCCAAACUGAACUAGCACCGUUUAGAGAAUUUUCUGUAGCUCAUGAAGAUGCUAUAGUUGGUCUUACUAAACUAGACGCACAAGUAACUGAGUUACAACACUUACUUCCUGAAAAAGUAUCGCCUCAAGAAAGACUUAAGAAACUUAACGAGAUCGAAAAACAACUGACGCUACAGACGCCCAAUUUGGAAAACGCUGAUAAACUUGGGUUGCAAAUAAUGAAGAAGAGUACAACAAAAGAGGUGGAGCUUAUUCAAGAAAUGAUUGACGAGUACCAGAUUCUGUGUAGAAACUUGCAUGAACGAAUCACUUAUAUAAAGACUGAAAUAGAAACUAUAAUUAUAGAAAGUAGACCUCAAGAAGUAGAUGAAAGUGUUCAAGUUGAAACACUCAAGUUCGAACGUGAUUCUGCUGUACAAGUCAAUACCUUACCACCACAAUUACAAAAGAUGACUUCCAUUAGCGCCAAAGACGCGUAUUUAGUAGAGCUAGAAGCUGCUUUGGAAGAAUGCAAAGCUAACUUGCGACAACUAGAGGAAAACGUUAAUAAAGAAAUACCUAAACAGGGUUCUGCCGAACUGCCAACCAGUAGCAAGAAAAUAGCGAAUAUGUCGGCAAGUUGUUUAACCAGUACUGAAUUGAUCAAACAUCUUCACGACCUUCUAAUUAACGAGUGUGAAGCUACUGAUAUUGAAGCUUACUCCGAAGAGGUCAUCGAGCUUUUGGAACGAUUUAGGAUUCUGCUGGUCAGGGCUAAAGACAAAGAACAAAAACUACGAGAACUUAGAACUGCUGCCUGCGAUGCUUAUAACCUUUUAUGCACACACGAGGCCGGUCGCAUCCUAUGUCCACUAUGCACGAAACGCAACUGGGCCCAACUAGAUAACGACCUCUGGAGACUAGAAAAAUGGUUACAAGUUGCCGAAGGUACCCAGAAGACUCAAAAGAACCCACCAUCUAACAUAGAAUACCUGGAAGACGUUAUCCAAGACCACCGAGAGUUCCUUCUUGACCUGGAUAGCCACAAGAGCAUCGUGAGAUCGUUGAACAUCGUAGGAACUCACUUGGCCGAUCACAGUGAAGAUACCAGCAAGGCUGACGAGUUGAGGGUGAGGUUGGAGACUGACAAUAGAAGAUGGGACGUGAUUUGCCAUCAUGCCACGGCAUGGCAAGUACAACUUCAGAGAGCAUUAAUGAAUAACCAACAAUUCCACAGUAUCAUCUCGGAACUUUGUAUUUGGCUGGAGAAAAACGAGAAGAAGAUCCGAGCCUCAGAACCAGUGGAUCUGACAGCGCCCCACGACAUCAUAGAAGCCAAAUACCAACGUUUCCUAGAUCUUCGCGUGGAGCUAGAAAGAUGCGAACCCAGAGUUCUUAGCCUUCAAGAAGCAGCCAACCAGCUGUUCAGAGAAGAAGCUCCCGAAGGUUCCAGCACGAUUUACAGGAGAUUGACCGAGCUACGUUUGAAACUUCAAUCGUUGAUCAAACUUACAGGGGUAUAUACUCUUAAAUUAGGCGCUGUUUUAGGAAGGGAUCCCAACGCGAUAGGUUACUCGGCCUCUUCUGCUUCUACCUCUGGUUUACCGUUACAAUCUCUCAACUAUGAUCUUUUGGACCAUCCCAGUCAAGAUCGACCUGACGCCUCCUCAGCAGAUGCAGCCGCCUACAAUGGUUCCGAUGAUGAAUCCGAAAUAAACACUUCAGUCUUGCGACGAGGAUGCCGAUUCUUGGGUAGAGUGGUACGAGCAUCCGUACCCAUCCAAGCAGUAAUGCUGCUGAUGCUGGGCGCUGCAUCUUUAGUUCCUUUUUCCGAAGAUGACUAUGCAUGUUCACUUGUAAACUCCAUAGCAAACAGUCUUACGCCGACUCUGAGGUACGACAACGGUCCACCGCCUAUUUAG
Molecule: messenger RNA, 3828 nt
Organism: Diabrotica balteata
Lineage: Eukaryota; Metazoa; Arthropoda; Insecta; Coleoptera; Chrysomelidae
Source: the annotation of a GenBank genome assembly